Moneuplotes crassus is the source of this 1464-nucleotide messenger RNA. NCBI's taxonomy places the organism in Eukaryota, Ciliophora, Spirotrichea, Euplotida, Euplotidae. The record is from the annotation of a GenBank genome assembly.
AUGGGGAAUAAUACUAAAUUUAGGGAAAAGAUUUACUUCCCCAAGGAUGGAGUUAACUAUACAGGCCUCCUGAUAGGCCCUAGAGGAGCCUUUCAGAAGAAACUUGAAAAUGAUACUGGCAGUAAGAUCCUCUUAAGAGGAAAGGAAACUAAUAAGAGUGGCGACAAGCUCAAAUCAGAUGACUCCGAGGAGCAACAUGCUUUAGUACUCGCUCCUACCCAAGAGGUACUGCAGAGAGGUAUUGAAGCAGUCCAGAAGAUAGUCUUUGCUGAUUCAAAGACUAAGCAAGAAAUGAGAUAUCAACAGUUAAGUAUUGGAAAUUCAAUGAAUAAUAACACACUUCAAGAGAGUAUAAGUGGAGAAAUUCCAGAUAGCCUGAUGACCCUAACAGGCCCUCCAAGUAAGACUGCUUUUGUAAUGUCUGUGCCAGAUGGCUGAACAGCCCUGAUAAUUGGAAAAGAAGGGAGCACAAUAAAGCUUCUUCAAGAACAAUCUAAUACUAAAAUUCAGGUGGCUAAAGAUAAAAGAAAGGAAAAGAAUGAGAGAUAUAUCUUUAUUGAUGGAACUGAAGGCCAAUAUGAAUUUGCCAAACAGUUAAUCCAUGGUGUAAUAGAGGAUUGGGAGCAAAUUCAGAGAAAGAAAAUGCUAUUCAAUGAAAAGAAUAUGAAUGAUUCCAUCACUCCAAUCUCUGUCCCAGAAGAAUGAGCAUCUCUGAUGGUUGAACCAGGUGUAUUACAGAGUUUAAGAAAUGGAGUCACUUUCUUUGAAGAUAUUCAGAAUAAAUUUGGUGUAAAAAUUUAUGUUCCUCAUUUUCCUGAUCCGAAUACGAACAUAAGGGUAAUAGAAGUUUGUGGAAAAUCUCGGAAUAUGGGUAAAGCAGUAAGUGAGAUCAAGACUUUUAUCCGUGAAAACUCUAAAGGAGAUUGCACAUCAGAGAUAUCUACUUACAAUGAAGGAACAUAUGAGACUCAGAAAGCGAUCGAAACUCCAACUUUAGGCCAAACCAAUACAUUCCCCAUUAAUCCCUCAGAGACCUCUGAAAGUCCAAUCUACUACUCUCAAGCACCCCAAACUCCCACUCCAGAUCCUCACUACGCUCCCUCAGACCCUCAUUACACUACUUCAGACCCCCAUUUCCACCCUCAAGAAUACCCUCCUCCUUCAUUCACCCCUUCUUCCUUCCCACCUCACUACCCACAAUCUCCCCCACAGCAAUUCUACCCCCAAACUCAACCCAUAUACCCCCUAAACAUACCUUAUGACCACGGAAUUGAUCCGUUAGGUCUCUACAAACCCAUUCCAUCCCUUUCCAGCCCUCCUAUCGGCCUAGAAAAUGAGUUUCAGGCCUCUCCAAAACCAAGAGAAUUUAACCAACAGGCUCAUGAUUAUGCCACCCAUUACUCUAGAGUAAUGGGUUACGAUUACCUGUAUAACUAUGAUUAUUAUAUGAGUCAUCUUGCUUAA